Tilletiopsis washingtonensis is the source of this 1841-nucleotide messenger RNA. Its product is annotated as FAD-binding domain-containing protein. The transcript is spliced from 12 exons. Lineage: Eukaryota; Fungi; Basidiomycota; Exobasidiomycetes; Entylomatales. The coding region runs from base 207 to 1724 and encodes 505 amino acids. Gene Ontology annotation, molecular function: FAD binding. The record is from RefSeq and is a predicted model, not a curated record.
CCGGUGUGAGAGGCAGCAGCAGAGCACCAUGUCGAAGAGGCACCUGACGCUCGUCUGGGGCAUCGAGCAGACAGAGAGCGUUGCGAUGCAAGCACCUCGCUAGCGUCCAGGCGCUCCCUCGCCUCGGCUCCUCAAGAAGGCCGGCUCUCGCGGCGCCCCUCGCCUCUCACCCACCCUCUCCCUCUCCCUUCCCCUUUCUCGGCGCCAUGUCCGCCCUCCGCCUGCGUUCCCUCACCCUCUCGCUCGCCGCCGUGCUCGUGGCGCUGCUCUGCGCCACAACUCUGAAUGCUCGCUCGUCGUAUGAGUUCCGCCGCGCCGACAGCGCCACGAGGCAGACGUGUGCGGCGCUCAAGAAGCAGCUGCCCUUCGGCCGGGUGACCAGCCAGGGCCUCGGUCCGGACUAUCUCCUCUCCGUCCAGAUCUACUACAACCAGCUGCAGGCAAAGAACUUUCCGGCCUGCGUCGUCUACCCGUCCUCCUCGUCCGAUGUGCAGACGGCCAUCAAGGCCAUCAAGGCGAACAAUGUGCAGUUCGCCGUCAAGGCUGGCGGCCACCAGUUCAACAAUGGUUGGUCCAGCGUCGACCAGGGCAUCCUCAUCGACUUCAGCCGCAUGACGCGCAAGACGUACGACGCAGCGUCCCAGACGGGCUUUUACGAGCCGGGAAAUCGCUGGCGUGACAUCUACGGGUACUACGCGAAGUGGAAUGUGGUGCCCGUGGGCGGUCGACUCGGCGGCGUGGGCACGGGCUUGGCGCUGGGCGGCGGUCUGUCAUACCUGUCGGCGCAGUACGGCCUGGCAUGCGACGGCUUCGUCCAGCUCGACGUCGUCCUCGCAGACGGCUCGCUCGUGGCGGCACGCGCCGACAAUGAGUACGCAGACCUGUUCAAGGCGCUCAAGGGCGGAGGCAAUCGCUUCGGCGUCGUCACUGGCUACCACGUCAAGCUUCGUCCUACUGGCACCUUCUACUCCGGCGUGCUGAUCUACGAGGAGAAGCAUUUCGCGGACGUCGUGAAGGCCACGGUUGAUUUCAACGAGAACAACCAGGACCCGAAGGCUGCCAUCAUCACCACCGUCGACAGCAUCGAAGUCGGUGGUCUGCUUUUCGGCCUCGGCAAGCUCAUCAUCCUGUUCAACGUGUACGACGGCGCGAACCCCGGCAGCGUGUUCAAGGCCUUCGAGGACAUCCCGCACGUCGCCGACACCCGCACGCCGGGCUCGUACUUCAAGGCUGCGCAAAUGCUCGACGUCGGCACUCUCUCCACGGGCGCCUACACGUCGCGCGUGGCACGCUACCGGCCUGGCAGCACCAAGGAGCUCGACCUGCUCAAGAACUUCCAGGCCUGGUACGCGGCGCACAAGGGCGAGUACAUCCUCGCCACGGUCGACUACCAGCCGGUGGCACAGGGUACCAUUGCCGCGGGCCGUGCUGCCGGAGGCAACGCGCUUGACAUGAAGGACGGCCCCCACAUUUGGGUGAACCUCUUGCUCGCCUUCGACCCAAACCUGCCGGCGGCCAAGCAGCAGGCGCUCAUCGAGAGCUGGAAGGCCCUCGAGCAGUCGGUGCCGUCCGACGAGGACGUCGUCAUCUUCAUGAACGACGCCGGCGACCAGCCCAUCCUGCAGUCGUACGGCACCUACCCGCAGCUGCAGGCUACGAGCCGCAAGUACGAUCCGGACCAGCUCUUCAUCAAGAACCAGCAGGGUCCGCAAUUCAGCGUCUGAGUUCGCUGGCUGGGUAUGACGUGAUUUUCUCUGCGACGCGUGGUGUGACCGCGCGCCGCGCCCUCCGGCCUCCGCGCCUGUGCGGCAUGCUACCAUCGCACGUUCAGAGGAUGGCUU